Molecule: messenger RNA, 8190 nt
Organism: Thunnus maccoyii (southern bluefin tuna)
Lineage: Eukaryota; Metazoa; Chordata; Actinopteri; Scombriformes; Scombridae
Product: zinc finger protein 687b-like
Exons: 4
Coding region: 1102-4047 (981 amino acids)
Biological process (GO): regulation of transcription by RNA polymerase II
Molecular function (GO): RNA polymerase II cis-regulatory region sequence-specific DNA binding; DNA-binding transcription factor activity
Source: RefSeq, a predicted model, not a curated record
AAUUUAUUUAAGCAUUUAAUUGUAAAAUCAAAAUUUGUUUUCAGCUCUCCAUAUAGGAUAGGUAACAAACAUUUUAUCAAACAUUGUCCCAGUAUAUACAGAUGGCUCCAAGGAUCCUAAUACAGGGAGCACAGGUUUUGCUCUCAGCCUUACAAGUUACGGUUAAAAGAGGAACAUCAGAUAAUUUCUCCAUUUACACAGUCAAGAUGAUGGCAAUUGCAACAGCAUUACAGUGAAUAGAAGAGUUACAAAAUAAAAAGAUUAUUUGUACAGAUUCAUGUUCUGCAUUCAUGUCAUUGCAGUCAUUUACAUCUCACAGUAGCCAGGAUAUAUUUAAUGAGAUAUAUGAAACUCUGUACAGAUUUAAAAAUAUGAAUAUUUUGAUAACAUUUAUGUGGACACCAGCUCACAGAGGGAUAAAUGGCGAUGAAAUUUUGGAUGCAUUAGCAAAACAGACACGGAAACAUGAGGAGAUCGUGGACAUUUCACUCAGUAAAUCUGAAGCAAAAGGAAUAAUCAAAAGAAACAUCAUUAAAGAGUGGCAGCACAGUUGGGAAACAGCAAACACAGGACGACACUUUUAUGCAGUUCAGUCAGAAGUGGGCAAAGUGAGGUCAGCUAAACAUCUUAACAAGACUGAGAGUAAGACAUACCAGACUUAAUAACACGCUGCAGUGGAAGAACUAGGUGUAAAAAUGUAUUUGCCAUUAUCGGGUUACGGAGUCUAUUUCAUUAUUUGAACGAAACUGGGCUGAUCAAAAGAAUUUAAUGUUCAGUGAAAUAUAGUUGUUUCAUUUAUUUAUUUUUAUUUGUUGUGUUGGUCUCGUGGGACAGAUAACUCUGGUUCAGGCGCCAGUAGCGGGUGGCGGUAAUGCACCUUAACGCUGGUUUUACGGCCACCCGCCGUAAAACGAAAAAAAGACGACGACGAAGAAGAAGCGUAAUCACCGGAUACUCUGCUCGGUCGAUGUGCGUCACACAAAGCAGGGGCCGCGUCUGUUCGUGGGAAGAAUCCAUGUUAAGUCAGCUCCUAAUACCAUGCUGUUAAUAACCCGACAGUAAAUAUUCUGUCCAAAGUGGACCGUAUCGAAAGUCGGAUGAAUGGUAAACCGGACCACGAUGUCGGCGGACGAUUUUCAGACGAAGUACGCCUCUGUCAUGGAGAGCAUGCUCAGGAGUGCUGUCGCGGAGACGACGAAACUUUUCGAAACUAUGGUCGACGAGCUGAAGGCUGAAAUAUCCAUGAUCAAGAAGGAGAAUGAGGACCUCAAAACAAGAUGCAGCCAAUUCGAAAAUGCGAAAAGCCAACCGACCGUUCAUACAGGAGAAAGGGAGCCUCCUCCAGGACCAAUAGACGGCUCUGAGAAACGUGACACAGCUGUUCAAUGUGACCUUGUUCCUUUUUGUACCAUGCUGGUGGAGCAAUGUCAACCAUUGAGGCACUCAUCAUGGCAAAACCAAGAGCAGCAAUGUGGUUAUGAGGAGAUGGAGCAAUGUCUUCAAAAGGAUCAGGACUAUGAAGAGAGAAAUUCCCUGAUGCCACUUGUCAAAAAAGAAGAGGAAAUUGAACCCACUGUGGUCUGCAGGCAAGGCUUGAGUGAUAAUGCAGAUCCACCACAGGCCUCUGCGUGUGGAACCGAAACAGAGGGGCUUCUCAUUAAUCAGGAAUGUUCAAAUGGAGAAAUGACCUUACAUCAAAAAGAUGAAGAGACCCGAGUAGCCAUGGAACCACCGUGUUCGGUAAUGGAUAGCAAUUUACAAGCCCAGAAACAAUUAUCAGAACCAGGGCAUUCACAAGUCAUUUCAAUCGCUGCAGUAAAAUAUGUCAUGGAAGAAGAGUCUGGUGUCGGUCUGAAGAUAUCAGAAAUAAGGACACAGGGUAAACUUGUAACAUCUGCAGAACAACCAUUGGUGGCUGCUCAGAAACUAUCAGAGGUUGAACCACAUGAAGAAAGGCAACUACCAGCGAAUGAAAUGUCAAAUAAACAAAUGAAUGUUACUGUGCAACAAUUCACAAAGGAACAGUUAGCAGAGACCAUACCGCUAAACAAAGAAGUAGUACAUGAAGAAUUAAAAGGUAGCUCGACAGGAAGAGAGGCUAGUUCCAAGCCUGGGUUGUCAGUAUGCCGUAGAAGAGGAAGAGGACGUCCUCCAAAGAAAGCAAAACAUCUGCAACAGCCAGUGAAAGAAAUACAUCAGACACUAUUCACUGAUGUUCCAACAGACCAGGAGGUGCUCAAGGCUCCACCCACCGAAGUUUCAUCUGCAAAUGAAACUCUAAAGACCCCAUCAGCUGAGCCAGUACAAGCACCAUCAGUUCAGCACAGAGAACACUGUACCUCAGUAACUCUUCAGGAUGCAAUGCUACUAGUUGAAGCCAUGAAUCAGUCAACAGUGAAAAAUACAUUCUCCUCCCCACAAGGAAUGGCACCACCACAAAUCCAGUGUGCUCCUCGUGUGGUUACCUUACAAACUGUGGAUGAGGUCCCAGCUGAUUUACUUACUCCUGGAUCCCCACCACAGACACCACCGCUUCCUGUUGUAACUCAAGAAGUUGCAGUAGAUAUACAUGUAACAGAGAUGUCCACAACAACACAAACAACAAAAGAGACACCUUGUGAUGCUUCACAGACUACAGAUGCCAUUGAAUCAAAUAAAACUCAGUCCCAUAUUAAGGUUGUCAAACCACAACAACCGCAUGCAGGUACCCCUUCCAAUACUACUACAUCUCCGCCAUCUUCAACUGCUGCAACUCAAACCAGUGUGUCACUUAAGCAGCACCCACUCCAUCCUCUGAUAACAUUGGCAAUGCCCAGUAAAUCACUGAGUAACACAGUCCCAAAUAAAAUAAUCGUUGUGCCAAGAUCAUCCUCACUUAUGUCACAUACAAUUGCAGCACUGUCCCCAACACAGCUAUCUACUGUUGUGUCAAAAGUUGCUAAUGCACAGAAUAAUAAUUCACUUCCAGCUUCUACAGCUGCAGGCCUUCCCCUUGGAACACCUCCCCUUUCCUCUGUUUCUCAGAAAACGAUAUAUGUUACCUCCAGGAAAUCGCAUCCUGUUGUGACUUCUCAGACAAGCACUAGUUCAACACACCAGCAGUCAGGAACCCUACCAUACCCCAAAGUAACAAUUAUAAUUCCAAGACAGGUGUCAGCUGUGGCAUCAAAGAAACAGAAGUCACAGAAAACACUUGUUCUGACAACAAAGCAGGAGUCUGCUGAACCAGUUGCUGCUGUCAAGGUGUCAAGGCCACUGUUGGUUUCUUCAUCACAGCAGAUAAGCAUUUCACAAAUGGCUUCAGAACAACAGUCUACAACAUCGUCAGUUGGGGUAGUGCCAAUCACUGUGUCCCCAGAGGCCCCACUGACCACUGAACAGAAGCUCUCUGCAGUUGUCAAAUUAAGCAGGCUGCCAUUUCCGAUGUCAACCAAGGAAUCAGUCUUGAUCUCAAGACUGCUUUCAGAUGGAUCUUCUGAAGGUACCACACAAGAGAAACCAUCAUCUGUGGUCAAGUCAACUCAACCAUCAAAAAAAACGAUCUCACUGUCAGAGGUGCCAGCACUAUCAACUGACAUUUGUCCCAAUUUAAAAAAAACUUCUGUCACUGUGUCUGUAUGUGCCUCUCAGGUGUCAGAAGAGCCAAAUGAUAUUCAAGAGAAGGCAUCAUUAUCCUCUGAAACAUGCAUUAGUUUGGAUGCAGCACCUGUGAACAGUUGUGUGCAGCCAUCUACACCAUCCAAGGUCUCGGCACCAGUCUUGGAGAAAUCAGCAAUAGCUGUCAGCACAACUGAAUCUUCAGCUGUAUCUGGUACAGCUAUUGAACCUACUUAUAGUUUGGAUGAAGAAAUAAUCAGCAAUUCAGUGCAAGAUUGUGUACAGCCAAAUGAGCCACCUAUACAAGAGAAAGAAUCGGCUAAGUUCGUACAGCUAUCCUCCAUCACAUCCAAAGACAUAGCUGACCCUCAUUUGCAGAUGACUAAAACCCAGUUCCUUGCACAGUUGGCUGUGUCACCUGUAGUUCAAGCCCCAAAAAAGGUAAUGUAGUAGUAAACAUUCCACAGUCUUGUGUAGUAAUAUCAUUAUAAGGAGGGUUAAAAAUGUUUGCACUGGUUACUGAACAUUCAGACAGACUACAAUGGGUACUUAAAGGAAGAUGAACAGAUGAGCUGUGACAGUAUUGAUUUAACACCCUCACCCUUUGAUAAGGUAAUAAUGCACACCCCAGCGGCUAGGCAGUUAAGCACUACUUUAAGUUAUGCAAUAUUUACUAUAUAAUAUGUUUUUACGUAAGGUACUGAAUGUUAAUGUAUUUUCAUAAUGUACACCCCCCAUAAGUCAAUUUUCCAGUUGGAUCUGGACUUGCAGGUGCUCAAUGUUGAAUGACUCAGAUCUGAAUUUGGGCUAAACAUUUUUAUCGGAGCAUCCCAACCAUGUAAUAUUAAAAUUUGUACAUAAUAUUCGCACAUUGAAUUUUGAAAGGCUAGUGUUGGGUGGUAUGACCAAAAAUUUGUGUCACUGUAUUUUUUACGAUUUGGGUGGUUUCACGGUAUAUCACAGUAUUUUUUUUUUGCAUGACUGGGCAUUUAUAUAGGUUUAUAUAUACCUCCCAGCACUAGUAAAUACUAGUGCACACCGGGUGUUUCCCCUAUAUGCUUUCAACAGCGGUGCAGCACCGCUGCUAAAUGAUGAACUCCACUACUGAAAUUUCACAUUGUGCAUAAGAACACAAACCACUCACUCAUCCUCUGCUUCGAGCAACUGACUGGUAGCUCUCUGUCCUCCACACACAAACAGUGGACAGCAGAGCAGAGAGGCUGCAGUGGAGACAGUGAACCAGUGAUGUGAAAGAAUUGACGACUUCUACAGUCGUUACUGUAGGUCCAAUAAAACCUUUGAGUAAAAAGCCAAUACUUUAUCAAACUGCCUGUUCAACAAGCAUAAACAUGUAGAAAAGCGAUAUUUUCAACUGCUUUGUCUGCAGUCCCUCAUCUACCGCCAGCAUGUUUUACACAACCAUAGCAUGCUGGUUAGGCUAAUAGCAAACUGUUAUGAACAAGCUAAAACAAAAGCUGUCCAUAUGUAGCUGCUGUAAAUGUUUAGCUUAGUUUGCCACUGUUGUGACCGGUCUCAAGUGGCCAAAACUAAAGGGAGACACACCAUGUCAAAGUUUAACAAAAAGAUAUUUUUGUCACCCCCAAAGGCCCAUUCUUAGCCAGAAAAAAACAUGCUUCCAAAUUCUUUUGUGCCACUUACCCAACUAUGGUCAAAUGCUCAGACGGCUGGCUAAUAACUAGAAUGGGACAAUAAGGAGCAGGCUCGACAUCCUGACUCGGUUUCUCAAUGAGCUGGCAACUACAUCACAUCUUGACAUAUUUGGCAACAUCACACUUCAACCGAGGCCAAAAGAAAUACCACAGGACACAAUCAUAAGUUUUUCUCACCACCAAAUGCCCACAACUACCAUGCGCCAUUUGCAACACCAUAUCACAGAAGUUACUUGGCAUAACAAUCUGAAAAAUUGCUUCACUGCCAAAGUUGCUAACACAGGGCACCCACUUUCUCUUCAGCAGAUCUCCCUGGACAAAUUAACCAUGAGCAAUUUCUCUCUUCCCUUUUCAACCGGCCAAGCCUCAUCCCACCAGUCAGACAGAGAUGGAUCAGCCCUUUGGUCCUCCACCCAGUCCUCCCUCAAAACAGCUGGAAGAAUAUAAAGCAGUGAAUGCCCUGUUCUGUAACAGGUGAAAAGGGCAGUACUGACUUCACAAUAAAUUAGUGUUUAGCGCCUGUGUCACGCAACAGCUUAAUCAGUACAUGCUUCUCACUAUCAACCAAGGACACAACGGCAUCGCCAAUGAAUGGCUUAAAACGAGAACCAGUUUUGGAAAUCAGGCCAGAACCAGUACUCAGAUCCACAGACAACAGUCUCUGCUCCAAAACUGCAUAGCAUAGCUUGAGUAUACAAUGGCAAACGACGCAAAGGUGAAUGAGGCUUAACUCUCGGCUUCAACAGCAGACACUUGUCCUUCCAGUGACCUUUCCCAUGGCAGUAAUUGCACACUCUGGCACCCUCAGGUUAUCUUGUAAGCAGGUUUACUCGAGGAACCAGGCAGAAAUUUUUGCACCACCAAGGAAGUUACCACAAUUAUCAUCCCCAUCAUUUCAAUCAAGAGUGUGUCUCUGAAAAAAACACCCUUGUGCAUCAACACAAAAUCAUCAGCCAAUUCAGCUGCUUUGAGCACGGUGGAGGGCUUCUGCUCAUUUACUUAUGUAGCAAUGUGUUGAGGGAUAGUGUUUUUAAACAGUUCUAGCACAGUCAGCUCACAAAGACUGUCAGAAGUAUCACCUUCCACAGCUGGGCACAAAUGGUGAAAAUUGGAAGUCAAAUAACAGACAAAAUCCACAUUUGUUUGCUUAUCACCCUUUACCCAAUUUCAGAAUUUCUGCCAAUAUGCUUCAGGGACCAACUCUUAUGCUCUUAAUAUAGCCGAUUUCAUUGUAUCAUAAUCCAAAUCGGCCUCAGCAGCAAUAACUGAAUAACCCUCCUGAGCUCUCCCAGUGAGGACGCACUGAAGCAUCACCCUUUCCGAAUCUGUCCAAUUUUUGCAUCGAGAACACAUUCAAAAAAAGUGAAAAAGUAUCAGGGUCUCGCUCAUUAAACUACGGCACCAAACACAGGAUGGCAAUAAAAUCAAUACAGGGCUCUACAGUGCGAGUAUUUCACUUACAUUUGCCCCUAAUAACAGACAUGUGCAACCGGAAAAAUAAUUUACAAGCACAGUGUGCGAGUAAAGAUUACAACCUAAAUUUUACAACCAAAAACUACUAUUUAAUAGUCAGAUAGAUAAUAAUAAAUAUCAGGGCACUAACUGUAGCCUCAGUAACCAAUAACUAACUGUUAUCUUUCAUUGAUACUCCCCUUGGAGAAACGGUGUUCUCUCAGAAUACAGAUCUUGCAUCAGGCUGCCUGGCUGCCCUCGGUGUACUUAAAUUUGAGUGUUUGAGAAAGAGCUGAUCACACCCACACACAGCAGAAACAGCAGCAGGUGAUAGCUGGCAAUGGGCUAAAGGCAGUAAGACACGGUAAUGACUUGGUGUGAAUGACAAACUGCGAAGUCAGCCCGUUUCUGAGUUAAUUAACUCUGUUACUUGAACAUUUUUCACAGUGCUCCUAAAUUUCUUUAUGCGCACCUAAAAGUUAGCAUGAAGCCCUGUCAAUACCAAUAACUGGUGCAGAGCCAACAGAAGCAGAAUCCUCUGUACCAGGAUUUUUGGUGCGUGCCUGAAAUGGUGGCUCAAUGACGUAACAGUCAUACUAGAAUGACCCCUCCCCUAACACUAUAUAAGAAUUAGAGCACCUUAACAUCAGCUGAGUGUGUAGUCUGUUGUUUGCUUAUGCCAGCAUGCAAUUACUUCAUUGCAAGCUUAGCAUUAGCAUCCAGAGGGAUAUAUGCUGCAGUUGCAGCAGUAGAUGUAAACUCUCUGGGCAGUUAGAAAGGUCUACACUUAACUAUGAUAUAUUCUAGGUUAGCAGAGCAGUGCCUCUCGAUAAUUGCAUUGCUCAUGCACCAAUCUUUGUUAACAUAAAUGCACAGUCCCCCACGCCCCACCUCUGCUCCUACCAGAGUCAUUAGCUGUUGUAUGCGCCCUGAGGAUCUAGCACCCUGGUAGCUCAAUGGCGCUAUGAAGGACGCCGCUGUUAAGCUAUGUUUCCAUAAAAAUCAUGAUGUUGGCAUGUCUGAUGAUGAGGUGUAAGAGAAUAGUAUAUGAGUUACAUACAGACAAAGUUUGUACUCAGUAUGUACCGUAUGUUUGGUUCAGCUAAAGCUCUUGUCUUCAUGUUUCUGUAAGGUGUUUGUGGCACUGGAAAAGUAUGUGCUAAAGUGCUAAAUUGAUAGUGUUGAUUUUUUUUUUUUCAAUUGACAAAGCUCAGAAUAAAAGUUGUAAAUCCAAUGUUAUCUAUUCAUAAAUUGUCUCUUUGAAGUGAUGCUAUAGAUGAGUUUGCAUACUAAAAACUGAUGCUGAUGCGGCAUUAUGGUAAAAUAUUUUUGGCUGGGACAUUUUCUCAGUUUACCUGCCACUGGCAGAUGAGUGAAAAGGGUUAAUUUUGGACCCUGUGUGCACAUCAGUGUUUGAGUUUUUGUUAGGGCUCUGAAAUGUAUUUUGUCUUUGCUCAUUUUUUUUUCCUUU